AUGGCACUGAGCAGGAAAGUGGCACUGGUGACCGGAGGGGCCAUGGGCAUUGGGCAUGCCAUGGUGGAGGAGCUGCUCACCAAUGGGGCCAAGGUGGCGCUGUUGGACUUGAACGCAGCAACUGGAACUAGUUUAGUGGAAAAACUAAUGGAAAAAUUUGGAAAAGACAAAGCUUUAUUUGUUGAAUGUGAUGUUCAGUCUGAACAACAGCUCAAAGCUGCCUUUCAGAAAACCAUAGAGACUUUUGGAGAACUGGACAUUGUGUGUAACAACGCCGGAAUUUUAAAUGAGACUGAGUGGGAGAAGAUGGUGUCCAUCAACCUGACAGCGAUGAUCCGAGUGGCGUACCUCGCACUGGAACAUAUGAGCAAACUGCACAAAGGUCACGGAGGGGUCAUCAUCAACACUGCUUCUAUGGCAGGUCUUGGUCCCCUGCCCAGCUGUCCGGUUUACACAGCCACCAAAUAUGGAGUUGUGGGCUUCACCAGGGCAAUGGCAAUGGCGUCUCUUGGUGCGGAUGAUGGUGUGCGCUUUAAUGCUCUGUGUCCUGGAUUCGUCGACACAAAUCUGUUCACUAACAUCCCUGAAAGAUUGGGCCCAUUUGUGCACAUGAAGGACAUGAUGAUGAAGCUGGUGGACAAACUGGGCAUCAUGGAUGUGACCAAAGUUGCAAAAGGCCUGAUGGAUUUGUUGUUGGAUGAGAAGAAGACAGGCGAGGUGCUCAUAGUUACGCCCAAUGAGACCAAGUAUGCUGAGUUUCAAGUACAUAUCUAAAAACAGUGACAUUUUAAAUGACAUAUUAAAAUGUUAAGUUUUUGAAAUAAA
Molecule: messenger RNA, 825 nt
Organism: Boleophthalmus pectinirostris (great blue-spotted mudskipper)
Lineage: Eukaryota; Metazoa; Chordata; Actinopteri; Gobiiformes; Gobiidae
Product: 15-hydroxyprostaglandin dehydrogenase [NAD(+)]-like
Exons: 7
Coding region: 1-774 (257 amino acids)
Cellular component (GO): cytoplasm
Molecular function (GO): oxidoreductase activity, acting on the CH-OH group of donors, NAD or NADP as acceptor
Source: RefSeq, a predicted model, not a curated record